AUUUUUAUUGGUGUCCGUUUUCUAAUUCUUUCCAUAUCAGAGAGAAAAAACAAAAAAAAAAGAAAAAAAAAAAAGAAAAAAAAUUAAAAAGGAAGUUCUCAAACCCAGUCAGAUAAACACUGACUUUGAUCAUAGAAAGUGUUAGAUUGCGACGAAGCUUGCCACCGGAGACUUCAUAUUCCGGUCAAAUGGUAGCCAAAGACUCGCCGGACUGGCUUCCCGCCGGUUGGUCCGUCCAAUUCAGUCCGCUAAAGACUGGUCGCAGAGUUCAGAAUUUUGUAAAUAUGGAAACUGGGAAAAAGUUCUCUUCUAAGGAUGAUGUUCUCUACUAUAUUAAAAUGGUAAAUGCUGCUCAUCGAAAGCCUCUAUCUAUUAAUAGGCACAUUCAAAGACAUUCAGGAACAAAUCCUUUACAACGUGUAAAUGUAAAAGCUAAAAAACCAGAAUGGUUACCUAAGGGUUGGAAAAUGGAGAUGAAAACUCGAAAGAGUGGUGGCCAACGUGGACUUGAUUACAAGUGUUACAUUGAUCCAUUAAAUGGAUAUAAGUUCUAUUCCAAGCCAGAGGUAUUUCGAUAUCUCAGCACUGUAAAGCACAAGAAUCAUAUGUUCAAAAGGAAGAAGACUGGCAUCAGUGUGCACUCUGCAGAAAAAGUUGCAGCUGACAAGAAUAAAGUGGAGGAUUUAUCUCCCAAACAGAUAAAGGAGAUCAGAAUUACAAGAAGUUCGAACGAAAUUAACAAAAAUCUGCCAUCAUCUGAAGCUAAAAGGCAGAAAUUAGAGCACCCUGUAACCAGGAGACAGCAUUUCUCAGGUGAGAAAAGUUCUGGAAUGAGUGAUUUGGAACAAUUAGAAAUUGGAGUCUCAAAGAAGUCGUGUCUCAGAAGGGUCUCCACUGAAGCUGGAGUUGCUUCUGCCCGCACAGCUGAAAUUGUCCAAGAGAAGCAUUCAUUGGGAAAUGCAAUCCAUGACAGUUCUAAAACUAAGCAAAAUUGUGCUCUACAUGGAUCUCCACAGUCAAAAGUUAAAGGAACCAAGAGGAAUCAAGGUAAAAGGUCACUGCUUUCUGAGACUGAUGAACUCAAGAAAAGUCAAGGAAAAAGCUAUGUUGAAAAUGGGCUUGCUUCAACUCCUGCACCUGAUAUGCUGCAAGAAAAGAAUUUAAUUCAACCUUUGAUAGAUAAGCAGAGCUUUAGGAAACCUCAUAUGAAUACUGGUAGAGCUAAGAACAAGAAACACCUUAACUUGUCUCGAAGGUCUUCAAAACGGCUUGCUGGGAUUGAACCUGAUCAGGUGGUGAAAUUGGUGUCAGCUGAACGAGGCCCUAAAGUUACAAAAAGAAAAUCCGGUAAAAUUGGGGCCAUUCUAGAUGCUGGCUUGUCAUCAAACCGCAUGGUGGAUGGAGAAUCUACACAGCAUGAGCUUGGGCAGGAAACAGAACUUGCACACCAAGCUUUCUCUGGCAUAAACCAUGGAGUUUCAUCAAACAUGAGCACAAAACCUAGUGCAGACCAAGUCGCGCACGUGGAGCUAAAGCAAAACCUAGAAUCCGGGAAAGUAGAAAGUGAGAAGGCAGAAUCACAUAUUAGCUUUCUGUUUGGGUCAGAUCCAUGCCUUGAAUUUGCAUUCAAGACUCUUACAGGUGAGUUACCAGUGACAGAUGCUGCUGAUGGGUGGCCUAAUUUAUCUACUGCAGCUGGUAGACUGCAAGAUAACAAUUUGAAUGAGAGCGGGAUGAAAAAGAACAGUGAUGGAACAGGUUUCGUUCAACUGAAAAAAUCCAAGAAGAAGAAAGAUAUCACCUUGCCCAAACGGUCAUCAAAUCGACUUGCUGGACUUGAACCUGAAUUGGUGGCUGGCUCUCUUGCUGGUGAAGGAAAGCUUAAAAAUGCACCCAGAAAGUCUCAUCAAAAUGAAGCCCCACGAGCUGAUGAUUUGGCAGAUGAAACAAUCCAUCCGCUUGAACCUGUUCUGGAAACAAAGCUUGGGAAUGAUUUCUCUUCCAAUAUAGAAACUUCAAUGCAUUCAGAGCCAUCCAGAAAACAGAGUGACAAUGGUCAUAAGGUGGAGCUUUCAAAUCAUUUCUUUGCCUAUACAGACACCUUGGUGCAUGAACGCAAGCAGCUUGAUGCUGGUCCAGAAAUGGAGUUUCCAAACCUUAAUAUAAACAUGUCAAUGCAUGAAGAGCCAUCAAAUAAGCAGCCAUCCAGAAAACAGAGUGACAAUGGUCAUAAGGUGGAGCUUGCAAAUCAUUUCUUGGCCAAUACAGACACCUUGGUGCAUGAAGAGCUGUCAAGCAAGCAGCUUGAUGCUGGUCCAGAAACGGAGUUUCCAAACCUUAAUAUAAACAUGUCAAUGCAUGAAGAGCCAUCAAAUAAGCAGCCAUCCAGAAAACAGAGUGACAAUGGUCAUAAGGUGGAGCUUGCAACCUUGGUGCAUGAAGAGCCGUCAAGCAAGCAGUUUGAUGCUGGUCCAGAAACAGAGUUUCCAAACCUUAAUAUAAACAUGUCAAUGCAUGAAGAGCCAUCAAAUAAGCAGCCAUCCAGAAAACAGAGUAACAAUGGUCAUAAGGUGGAGCUUGCAAAUCAUUUCUUGGCCAAUACAGACACCCUGGUGCAUGAAGAGCCGUCAAACAAGAAGCUUGAUGCUGGUCCAGAAACGGAGUUUCCAAACCUUAAUAUAAACAUUUCAAUGCAUGAAGAGCCAUCAAAUGAGCAGCCAUCCAGUAAACAUAGUAACAAUGGUCAUAAGGUGGAGCUUACAAAUCAUUUCUUGGCCAAUACAGACACCUUGGUGCAUCAAGAGCUGUCAAACAAGCGGCUUGAUACUGGUCCAGAAACAGAGUUUCGGAACCUUAAUUUUUCAAUGCAUGAAGAGCCAUCAAAUAAGAAGCUUGAUGCUGGUCCAGAAAAAGAGUUCCCAAACCUUAAUACAAGCAAUUCAAUGAAUGAAGAGCCAUCAAUUAAUCCAAACCUUGAUACAAAUAUUUCAAUGCAUGAAGAGCCAUCAAAUGAGCAGCUUGAUGCUGGUCCAGAAACAGAGUUUCCAAACCUUAAUAGAAACACUUCAGUGCAUGAAGAGCCAUCAAAUAAGCAGCUUGAUAAUGGAAAAGAAGUAGAGCCGGCAAAUUAUUUGUCUAACUAUAGAGACCUUUCAACACAUGGAGAACCAUCAAAUGAAAGUGAGAAGUCUCCAGAUGAGCUAGUGGUUCCUGAGAAGCAUCCGAAAGUGCAAGGUCAUAUUCAAGAUGUUGAGAAGCCAGACCCACAGGUUGCCUUUUCACUUGGAGAUUGUUGGUCUGACCCAUGUCUAGAUUUUGCGUUCAAGACUCUUACAGGUGCAAUACCCAUAGAGGAUAAUUUGGUUCAGGGUUACUUCCAGGAACAACUUGAUACCUCUCACAGCCAAAGGAAUGGUAAUCUGGCAUUGCCAGAUUUUGGCUCACUUAGCUUUUUUCAAAGUGAUAUAUCAUCCCACUUUGAUUCACCAGAAAAAUCUGUGUCAGGCCAGCAGUUGUCUUCGAGUUCUUCAUUCCUGCCCGCAGGAAAUGCAAACUUGCCAAGUUGCAGUGGAAUUCAUUCUCAACAACAUUGCUUGGAGAGCGAUAAGGAUUUUCAUGGAAAGGUAAAAUCCUAGAACUAAAACCCCAUGAUGGUGCCUGGAUGUUUAUCAGUUGUACUUCUUCAAAUUUACCUGUAGUAUUAAAUAGCAUCCAAGUUAUACCUUGUGUAAAAGUUACUGUAUCUUGAUGCUCUGUAUCAUUUUGAUUGUUGAGACGAUGUCGCCCCGUUAAAUAUUGAUACUCAAAAGGAGUCUCAUAACUGUUGUAAGCUA
Molecule: messenger RNA, 3833 nt
Organism: Ziziphus jujuba (common jujube)
Lineage: Eukaryota; Viridiplantae; Streptophyta; Magnoliopsida; Rosales; Rhamnaceae
Exons: 7
Coding region: 189-3635 (1148 amino acids)
Molecular function (GO): DNA binding
Source: RefSeq, a predicted model, not a curated record